AUGGUGGAAGUCGAACCUGGAACUCCUACAUGGAAGUUCACGCAAUGUUUUGGAGACAAGGGGGACGUUGAAGACAUCACUGAGGCCGACAUCAUUUCCACCGUCGAAUUCGAUCACACCGGCAACUAUCUAGCCACUGGAGACAAAGGCGGCCGUGUAGUAUUAUUUGAACGCAAUGAGACUAAAAAGACUUGCGAAUAUAAAUUCCAUACUGAGUUUCAGUCUCAUGAACCCGAAUUUGACUACCUCAAAUCGCUCGAGAUAGAAGAAAAAAUUAACAAGAUCAAGUGGUGCCGGCGCCAAAAUGCCUCCCAUUACCUUCUCUCUACAAACGAUAAGACCAUCAAACUAUGGAAAGUCUUUGAAAAGUCUCUCAAGGUGGUCGCCGAGAACAAUCUUUCGCAUGAACUGACCCCGGCCGGCCCUGGCGGUGGAGGGGCGCCACGUCCAAAUCACAUUCGCUUUAAGGAUGCUUCACAACUUAAACUUCCGAGAAUGACUCAUCACGAUACGGUCGUCGCAGCCGUUCCUCGACGAACUUAUGCCAACGCUCAUGCCUACCACAUCAACAGCAUCUCCGUCAACAGUGAUGGCGAAACCUUCAUCAGCAGUGACGAUCUCCGAAUCAACCUGUGGAAUCUCAAUAUCCAAGACCAGAGUUUCAACAUUGUGGACAUCAAGCCCGCCAACAUGGAAGAACUCACCGAAGUCAUCACGGCUGCCGAAUUUCAUCCUCACAGUUGCAAUUGGUUCAUGUAUGCCAGUUCUAAGGGGACCAUCAAGUUGGCUGACAUGCGCGAGAGCGCAUUGUGCGAUCAACAUGCGAAACAAUUUGAGCAAGAGGAAGAUCCUUCUUCCCGAUCCUUUUUCUCUGAAAUCAUCUCCUCAAUUUCCGAUGUCCGCUUCUCACACGAUGGUAGAUACAUCCUUUCCAGAGACUACUUGACCGUCAAGAUCUGGGACGUGAACAUGGAGAGACAACCCGUCAAAACGAUACCAAUCCAUGAACACCUCCGACCCCGAUUGUGUGAUACAUAUGAAAAUGACAGCAUCUUCGACAAAUUCGAAGUGGUUUUCAGUGGAGAUGGGAGUAACGUGAUGACCGGCAGUUACAACAACAAUUUCAUGAUCUAUCCAUCAGACCCCGAGCAAGAGACGGAAGUCGUUUUACAAGCAGACAAAUCAGCCUUCAAAGCUAAGAAAGUGGGAGUGCCGACUCCUAUCAACCCCACCAGUCCUAAUGGAGGCAAGAAAGGGAGCUCAAGAGCCGGAAGUCCUGCAGGAGGCACUGGUCAAGGAAGUCGCAUGAGAAAGGAGACCGAUGCUGAUCAAAUCGAUUUCAACAAGAAGAUUCUUCACAUGAGUUGGCAUCCAUUCGAAGAUAGCAUUGCCAUUGCCGCGACAAACAAUCUCUUCGUAUUUUCUGCCCUCUAG
Messenger RNA from Rhinocladiella mackenziei CBS 650.93, 1434 nucleotides. RefSeq lists its product as uncharacterized. Gene Ontology annotation, molecular function: protein binding; protein phosphatase regulator activity. Bases 1 to 1434 code for a protein of 477 amino acids. Lineage: Eukaryota; Fungi; Ascomycota; Eurotiomycetes; Chaetothyriales; Herpotrichiellaceae. Gene Ontology annotation, biological process: peptidyl-serine dephosphorylation. The transcript is spliced from 4 exons. Gene Ontology annotation, cellular component: protein phosphatase type 2A complex; cytosol. The record is from RefSeq and is a predicted model, not a curated record.